AAUUCAAUUAAUUAAUAAAAAUAAUAAUUCUUAAUUUUUCAACUUUUACUCUUGAAACUUCUUUGCACCAGUGCUUCGUUGUGUUUGUGAAAGUUUUGAAAAUAAAAUAAUUAAAUAAAUAUUCUAAGUGUAAACGUGUUUAAGCGUUAUGUACGGCUAUAUCCACCGAUUUGUUGUGAACUGAUUGAAUUGUUGGAUUUUUUUUUACCACGUUCGGGAAUAUACUUCUACAUUUCAAGGGACCACGACCAAUUUCAAGUAGAAAACUGCCUAGUUAGCGGCGGCAAAACGGAUAUUUCACGAAGGCUUAGCUAAAUCCUGUGCCAUGAAGGAGAAGAGUAAAAAUGCCGCUCGUACUAGACGUGAAAAGGAAAAUGCGGAAUUCUUCGAAUUGGCCAAAUUACUACCACUACCAAGUGCAAUUACAUCACAGUUGGACAAAGCGUCCAUUAUAAGAUUAACAACAUCGUAUCUAAAAAUGCGUCAAGUCUUUCCCGAUGGUUUGGGUGAGGCGUGGGGCACUUCACCGGCAAUGCAACGCGGCGCUAUCAAAGAGCUUGGCUCACAUUUGCUGCAAACAUUGGACGGUUUUAUAUUCGUUGUGGCACCGGAUGGCAAAAUUAUGUACAUCUCCGAAACGGCAUCCGUACAGCUAGGUCUCAGUCAGGUUGAACUUACUGGCAAUUCCAUAUUUGAGUAUAUACAUAACCAUGAUCACGAUGAGAUGAACGCUAUACUCUCAAUGCAUCCUUAUAUGUACCAAAAUCCGGAUGCAUUUAUUAAUUCAUUACAUCUACCACAGAGCGGCAAUCCACCCACCGGCCAUGCGAACGUCAUCGGCAGUCCGAAUGGCAGCUACGGCAAUGAUCGUGGUUCGCAUACCAUCGAAUUGCAAAAAUCCUUCUUCCUGCGCAUGAAGUGUGUGUUGGCGAAACGGAACGCUGGACUCACAACAUCUGGUUAUAAGGUUAUCCACUGCUCUGGCUACUUGAAAGCGCGCAUAUUUCCUGAUUAUGGCGAUGGUCAUGGCGGUUAUAUACAAAAUUUGGGUCUUGUAGCUGUGGGCCAUUCUCUGCCUUCGUCUGCGAUAACGGAAAUUAAACUACACACAAACAUGUUUAUGUUUCGGGCGUGUAUGGAUCUGAAACUGAUAUUUUUAGAUGCGAGAGUAUCCCAACUCACCGGCUAUGAACCGCAAGACCUCAUAGAGAAAACCCUCUAUCAGUAUAUACACGUUGCGGACAUUGGAGCCAUGAACUGCGCACACCAAACACUGGUAUACAAGGGACAAGUCACCACCAAAUACUACCGCUUCCUGACGAAGGGCGGCGGCUGGGUCUGGGUGCAGUCGUACGCGACCGUGGUGCACAACACACGCUCCUCGCGCACUCACUGCAUCGUCAGCGUAAAUUAUGUGCUUAGUGAACAAGAGGCCAAAGACUUGAUUCUCAAUGAAAUACAAACGGGUGUGGUUAAGAGCGAGCCAAUCACCGCUUCGACUGUGUUGACGCCAUCUUUGCAUGCGGCACACGCAGCUGCCGCCGUCACACACCCGGCGCUAAGCAAUGGCAUUGCAGUUGGCAGUUCACCGAGUUGCGCGGCGCUCAGCGUGAGUCCCAAAUUGGACGCGUGUUAUGAGAGUGCUGGCGUACACCUACCACCUAACGUGCUUACACCGGUAUUGACUGGCGGCAGCAGCAGCAGUGGUGGCGGCGGCGGCGGCAACGGCGUAGCGCACAAUAAUAACAACAAUAAUGCCUAUAUGACGGGACAUAUAAUGCACACGCAACUGCCGCAUCAUCAGCACGGGCAUCUGCAUGCACAUCCGAAUGCGCAUGUGCACACACACCACACGCAUCAACUACAUCACGUGCAUCCACACGCGCAUGCUCACGAAGUGCCGCUACCACCGCAAACGCAACACGAAAACCUCAACUAUACAACACUCUUCCCGCCGAUCAAUGAUCUCGUGGUCACUUCAUCGACACUCGGUCACGAAAUGCAAUACCCGGACACAACCACCGGCCCGUACUACGGUAGCAGUGUCGGCGCGUCCAAUAGCAAUAACAACUCUGGCAGUGAACACUACUACUACGAGGCGGCGCCGUCAGCCACCUCACUCAAUCGACCGUAUUCGGCGAACUCCAACAGCUGUUCGAGCAGCGCGGAGAGCGAGCGCCAAAUGUCCACCGGAAAUGCAUCGAUUAUAACGGGCAAUUCGCCGCAGACGACGUACAGCGAGUUGAGUCACACAUUUGAAUUGCACUACCUGUCGGACAGCAGCUCGCAUCAACAGGCCGCUUUGGCAGGACCACCGACCACACAACAGCAGCAACCACAACAACAUCACCUACAAUCUAUGGAGCAUCAUCAACAUACGCAUCAUCACCAAACACAUCAGCUGCAGCAGCAAACCUUGGCGUCCAGUCACAUUGCUACGCUGCAACAGCCAGCGACGUCACAGACGCAGCCGCAACAACAACAAAUGGAGCACCAACAAAUGCAUCAGCAUCAUCAAACAACGCUGGUUGCUCAUCAACUGCAGCAACACGAUCAUGAACAACUACAACAGCAACAACAACAACAACAGCAACAGCAUGAGCAUAUUGCACGCUCUUUUGCCGUCGCCGUGGAGAAGGGCGUAAGCGUGCAGCCGCAAUACACCAGCGUCAUUGUUGACCCCCAUCAUCACUAUAUACCCAACGAUUUUGUACAUUAGCAUUUGCUAGCUGGUACGAUCCGCUGGAUCGGUGGCAGUCAAGCACGUAUGGUGCUCUUAUUGGUGGCGCCUUGGGUGUCGUCAUGUUGCUAUGACUUUUUACGGGGUCACAGCGCAUUGUUGUUGUUAAUUUUAAUAGUUCUAAUUACUACAAAUUAAAUUGGACUGAGUCACAAAAAUAUAUGUAUACAUGCAUAUAUACCUACAUAUAAAUUUCGUUUAAACGCUAUUGCCCGUUACUUUCACUCGAAUAUGGUCUGCGCUAGCUGCGGAAAACGCCGCAUAUACAGUUUUCCGAGUAUUAAAAACAAGAAUUUUCACGUAUGUUCAUAUAUGUACAUAUGUAUUUGUAUACACCAGAAUACCUAUGAGAACACUGAAAGCAUUAUAACGCGAUAAAUUGUUAAAAAUGUUUUAUUUAAUGCAAAUAUUAUUAAUUUUUUUUUAAAGAAAGUUAUUGCCUUGACUUCUGCUGGCUAAAUAGUUAAAAAUAUAUUAAAUAUAUAUAAAAUAUAACAAAAAGUUAUAAAGUUAUUUAAAAUAAUUUGUUUUGAAUUUGUUUGCUUGCCGCUCUAAUCUAAAUUUCUAACUGAAUAACAAUUUUAUUUUUGUCUUAAAAUAUUUUUAUAAAACUUAUUUUGAUGCAGUAUAAAAAAAUUCUGUUUUUUAACAAUUUUGAAAUGAUUGCUCCUCUGGCAAUAUUUGAAAAAGUGAACUUAGCAUUCUUACUCGAUUAUAUGCAGGUAGAUUUUCAAUCUUUAAUUCUGAUUUUGGUAUUAGAAACUGAAAAUUUGAUUUAUAAAUUCUUGAAUGUGUAAGUUUGCCGACACUGCUCUAGAGUACUGAAGAUGAUGGCUCUGCGAGCUUUAUUUAAAAAUGUAUUGUACGCAAGCGCGAAAAUAUGUUAAUUUAAAAACAAUUUUUUUUAUUACAAACUUGGAAUAAACAGUUUUGUUUUAUUUUCCAAUCUGGUAAUUGGGAUUAAAAUUAAAUUUUUAAUUUUCGAUCCGAUAUUGCGAUUGAAAAAUUUAUUUUUAUUUUUCGAUUCGGUAUUUGGUAUUAGAAUUUUGAAGAUUAUUUUUAAUUAAGAUUUUAAAUUGUUGCUUUAAUUGUUAGUUCAGUUAUUUUUUAACAUACAUAUAUACUUUCGGAGGUUCGUGUAAAACUUCACUUGUAUGGCAUUUUGCUUAAAAAAAAUCGUUACUUUUCCAAAAAUUCUUUAAAUAAUUUAUAUAGUUUACAUACAUAUAUUAUAUAAAUAUAUAUUCAGAUCUCAUAACAGUUAUGCGGUGUUUUUUUCACGGGUUAGUGUGACCACAUUUACUUCAAAUUAAUUUAAUAAUAAAAUAAAAUAUAUAAAUAAUUUUGUUUCAACUUAGAAUGCCUUCACUUAGUUUCUAAUAAUUUAUUUAGCAACUUUUUCUUAAUGGGCAAAUUAAUUUUACUUAAUAAUAUAUUCAAAUACAUGUGCUUAAAAGAAUAUUUUAUUUAUUACCCAAAGUUGCGCAAUUGUCAAGCCAAAUUGUUUGUGUAUUUUCUUUAAUAUUAAGUAAUAAGAAUAUGUAAAUAAAUGUAUUGCUAAAUUAAUAAAACAAGCGAUAAAACUAACUGUACAAAAAUUGUGAGUUUUUCCAGUUAUUCGCCUAAUUCCGCUAUGGUUUAUCCAUGGCGAAUAUACAUAUGUAAAUGUUGUAUGUUGAGAACAGUAUAAACAAUUUAUUUAAAAGGUGUACGUAAAAUCAAAAUUAUAUAUAAAAACUAAAUAAUAGUGAGAGUUCUAAGCCAUUUUAUGCUUGGCCAUGAUCGUCCACGCGAUCAAGAGAAGAUAAUACUUUGAUUUUUUCUAAAUAUAGACAUUAAAGUCGAUUGACAGACUAAUAUAAGGUAUAACUAAA
Messenger RNA from Bactrocera oleae (olive fruit fly), 4614 nucleotides. RefSeq names its product single-minded (gene sim). Gene Ontology annotation, molecular function: protein dimerization activity; DNA-binding transcription factor activity, RNA polymerase II-specific; RNA polymerase II transcription regulatory region sequence-specific DNA binding. Lineage: Eukaryota; Metazoa; Arthropoda; Insecta; Diptera; Tephritidae. The record is from RefSeq and is a predicted model, not a curated record. Gene Ontology annotation, cellular component: nucleus; transcription regulator complex; cytoplasm. Gene Ontology annotation, biological process: regulation of transcription by RNA polymerase II.